AUGUUCCGAAUCCUCGAGUCGCAAGCUCCGGCCAAACAAACGGCUACGGACACAAUUGACGUAUUAAGCAGUAGACUACAAAGUGCUACAUUGCUGGAAGAUCGACGGGCUGCAAUUCAGGGACUCAGAAGCUUUGCAAAGCUUUAUCCUGCUUCGGUAGCCUCUGGUGGUCUGCGAUCCUUGAUCAGCAGUCUACGCAAUGAUAGCGAGGAUGUUGACACCAUCAAGGUGGUCCUUGAGACCCUUUUGAUGCUAUUUACGCCUGAUGAAUCCAGUCCUGAAGCGUCGGAUGAAAUCGCCCUGUGGCUGGCAGAUGAAUUCACCCAGCGACAAGAUAAUAUUACUACCCUACUCGACCUUCUCGAAGCCCGAGAGUUUUACUCCCGUCUAUAUUCCCUCCAAUUGAUGUCACACAUUUGCAGCGCACGACCUGAACGAACACAAGAAUGCAUUUUUACAGCGCCAUUGGGUAUUUCUAAGCUCGUCAGCACGCUUACAGAUGCGAGGGAACCGGUCCGCAACGAGGCAUUAGUCCUGCUUAUCGCCCUGACCCCCGCAUCAGAGGAGCUGCAGAAGCUUGUGGCUUUCGAGAAUGCGUUCGAGAUACUCUUCUCUCUUAUCGAAGCAGAGGGUGCAUUGAGUCUUGGAACCGAGGUCGUCGAAGAUUGCCUUUCCUUGCUCGCUCAACUGCUGAGAUUCAAUGUCUCAAAUCAAUCGUUUUUCCGUGAGACAGGAUCUAUAAAAAGAGUGACAGCACUUCUUCAUGAAUGCCAACAGGAGCCAGAGGGCGACGAGCCCGUCCCCCAAUGGACCCAGCUCCACCGAGACAAGAACGUCUGGGGUCUACUGGCCAUCAUUCAGCUGUUUUUGAUCCGUGGUGGCAUGAGCACACCCAUUAACCAGACAGCAUUUUGGCAGAAUGGUGUCACAGAACAAGUACUCAGCAUAGCGUUUGGCCAAAGAUUCAGUGUGAAUGUCACUUCGAAGGCAUUGGGAACCUGUGCCGAUCUUAUUCGCGGUAACUCGCCAUUGCAGGAAAGAUUUGGUGACAUUGAAGUGCUAUGGGGCUCUUACUCACGUGGCGACCAGGCCGCUAAUGGCGAUGCACAUGAACCACUACGGAUCAACGUCAUCGAAGCUUUCCUAAAGCUUAGCCUUGAGCCUGCCCCCAACAGCCUUUUGGAUGCACGAUUAGCUGCUUGUGAAUGUAUGAAAGCAUUCUUUGCCCAUCAUCCUGGAAUCCGGAUCCAUGUUCUCAGACGUGCUAUCGAAGGACAUACCAGUGGCCAGGACAAGAUCCCGAAUAUCCUCUCUGUGUUGCUCACUGCGCCAGAAUUACGAGGAAAUGCUGAUCCAUACCAAGUUUGGAUGGCCUCUGUUUUGAUGUUCCACCUGAUCUUUGACGAUGGAGAGGCGAAGGCAUUGGCUAUGAGCGUUACCGAGGGCGAUGCUGAGAGCGGUGAGGAAGUAGUCACCAGUGUUCAGUCUGUGGUUGGGAAUCUAAUCACUGGUUUGCAACGCGGCGACGAUGAAAGAAUCACAGUUGGCUACCUGAUGCUGCUCUGUGGUUGGCUUUUCGAAGACCCAGAUGUCGUGAACGAUCUCCUUGGCGAGGGUAGCAGUAUCCAAACCCUGUUGCAGGAGAUCAAGCACCAGCGGGUUCCAAGUAAACUGAUACCUGGUCUUUGCACCGUCCUAUUGGGUGUCAUAUAUGAGUUCUCUACUAAGGACUCGCCCAUCCCUCGCAUUACGCUACACAAGUUGCUCAUUGAGCAACUCGGGAGAGAGCAGUACAUCGACAAGAUAACAAGGCUCCGAGAAUGUGAAUUGGUCCGUGACUUCGAAGUGCUGCCGCAGACCGCAGCAGGGCCACUUGAGGGUGGACUGCCCGAGGUAUUCUUUGACCGCUCUUUCAUUGAAUUCCUCAAGGACAACUUCAGCCGUUUGCUCCGGGCUAUCGACCGUGAACCUGGAUUCGAGAUCUCUGUCGUUGCCAAUGGUGUCGAGAAGGGUGUCUCGCGUGAGCUUGUUGACUCCUUGCGCGCAGAACUUGAAGAUCGAACUCAAACUCUCCAAAAGCUGGAGUCCGAUCUUGUCAGCAUCCAACGCAAGCUUGACCAAGAACAUCAGGAUCACCGAAAGACCAAAGAAUCCGGCACUAUUGAGUUGACGAGAGCUCAACAGGCCCAGCAAUCUCUGCAAUACAGUCAUGCACAAGAGCUGUCACACCAGUUGUCAAAGCUGGAAGAGCAACACAAGCAUGCCCACAAUGAGUUAUUGAGGAAACACGGUGACCAGCUCCGUGCCAUUGACCAUCAACUCAAGGAGGUCUCUGCUGAAUCCGAAAGAAAGAGUCACCAGGCUAAAGAAGUUAGAGAUCACCAUGAGCGUGAAGUUGCUGGUCUGCAGAAAACCAUCCGUGGCUUGGAGCAAGAGAUCUCUCGCAUUGAAGAGCACAAUAUGGUAGAGGUCGCCGAUUUCAACAAGAGAGUCCAAGAGUUGGAAAAUGUCAUCACCCAAUCCAGGGAAUCACACAAGGCACAGGUUACCGACCUUGAAAAGAAGAUUCAAGUCUUGGAAAACACCAACAGAUCUCAUGAUGGACACGUUGCGGAACUAAACAAUAAGAUCCAAGAGUUGCAGACGACGAUCACACAGUCCUGGGAAACUCACGGUGGUGAGGUGACUGGACUCGAAAAGCAGAUUGAAACCCUACAAAUCUCGAAGAAGAGUCACAAUAAACACGUGACUGAUCUGGAGACAAAGAUCCAAGACCUCGAAAGCAACAAGAAGUCCUCUGAAAGCCAACUUGCUUAUCUUCAGAAGCAAAUUGAGGAUCUAGAGAGUACGAAGAAGUCUCAUGGUGGUCAAGUUGACGGUCUUGAGAAGAAGAUCCAAGAUCUGGAGCGUACUAAAAAAUCUCACGAUGGUCAGGUUACCAAUUUCGAGAAGAAGAUCCAAGAUCUGGAAAGCGCCAAGAAGUCUCACGGCAAAGAAGUUACUGAACUCAAGAACAAGAUCCAGCACCUCGAGAGCACCAAUAAAUCUUCUGAUGGAGAAGUCACCGGCCUUAACAAGAAGGUCCAGGAUCUUGAAAGCGCCAAGAAAUCUCAUGCCGGCCAAGUUGCUGAGCUCGAGAAGAAGAUACAAGGUCUGGAAGGCUCUAAAAAUUCUCACGACAAGGAAGUCACCGACCUGAAGAAGAAGCUUGAAGAGCUGCAAAGCACCAAGGGGAGCCAUGACGGUCAGGUCACCGAUCUCAAUAAGAAGAUCCAAGACCUAGAAAGCACCAAGACAUCACACGAGUCUCAAGUUGCCGACCUCGAAAAGAAGAUCCAGGGCUUGGAAAGCGCCAAGGGAACCCAGGGUGGACAGGUCACUGAUAUGGAGAAGAAGAUUCAGAGCCUGGAGUCCUCUUUGGCAGCAUCCAAGAAGGAACAUGAGAAGGAAGUCGAUGACUACAAGAAAAAGCUCGAAUCUUUGGAGUCGGAUCUUUCUGCGGCUAAGAAACAACACGAGAACUCAGCUACUGGUCACAGCGAUACAGUCGGAACUCUAGAAACGAACCUCGCUACAGCCAAGAAGGAGCAUGAAACUGAGCUCGCUGCUUUGAAGAAAACUGUCGCAUCUCUUGAGUCAGAUCUUGCAGAGUCCAAGAAUUUCAGUAAGGGCCUUCAGUCAGCCCAAGAAGACGCCUCAUCCAAAACUUCUGCGCUGGAAACUCGGGCUAAAGAGGCUGAAGACAAGGCCAAGGAGGCCGAGUCUCAGGCUCGCAGUGCUGCUGACGCUCUCAAGGCCAUCCAGGCUCAGCUUGAAAAGGCACGGGCGGAAGCGAAGGAGAAAGAGGACUCUCGUCAAACAGCCCAGUCUGAACUGGAAGAUCUUCUGAUUGUCUUUGGAGACCUAGAAGUUAAGAGAACCCAAGACAAGAAUCGACUCAAGGAGCUUGGAGAAGAAGUCUCAGAGGCUGAGGAUGACGACGAGGAUGAUGACGAGGAGGAUGAUGUGUGA
This is a messenger RNA of Penicillium antarcticum, 4011 nucleotides long. RefSeq lists its product as uncharacterized. Gene Ontology annotation, cellular component: Golgi membrane; cytoplasm; endoplasmic reticulum. The coding region runs from base 1 to 4011 and encodes 1336 amino acids. Gene Ontology annotation, biological process: endoplasmic reticulum to Golgi vesicle-mediated transport; vesicle fusion with Golgi apparatus; transcytosis. The transcript has 5 exons. Lineage: Eukaryota; Fungi; Ascomycota; Eurotiomycetes; Eurotiales; Aspergillaceae. The record is from RefSeq and is a predicted model, not a curated record.